Molecule: messenger RNA, 5632 nt
Organism: Rhopilema esculentum
Lineage: Eukaryota; Metazoa; Cnidaria; Scyphozoa; Rhizostomeae; Rhizostomatidae
Biological process (GO): signal transduction
Source: RefSeq, a predicted model, not a curated record
AUGGCGAAUGAACUUGUUACGAAGGAUAAAAUAGACGUACUAACAGAUCAUGGCUCGUGCGAGAUACACUUGUCGUAUGGCAGUGUUACAAAGCUUUCAAAGAAAGAGGAAGUGGAUGUUUUAGUUGUUUCAGCCUUUCCAAAUAAUUAUGUUGAAACACCUUGGUCAGUUAUUGGUGCUCUGAGAAGAGACCUUGGCAUUUCAGUCCAAGAUUUGGCAAAUGACAAGGAAGAGGAUCUGCGUACUAUUUUUUCUUGCUGGUGGUCAAGAGAACUACCUGAGGAUAAAAGCAUUAGAAGAAUACUGUGCUUUGAAGGAUCCUAUAAACCUGGUGCAAGGUCUACAACUGUCAUUGGUGAAAUUUUUAGGUGCCUAGUAUCUUUAUCAAAAGGAACUGAAAUCAAAGUCAUGAUGCCUUUGAUAAGUACAGGCCACCAAGGGUGUGAAUAUGAAACUAUACUUUCUCUUAUUGUGGAAGCUGCGAUUCACUGGAUGGAAAUUGGUUUGCUUCUUCGUGUUCUGAAAAUUGUUGUCUAUGUUAAAGAUAUGAAGCAAAUACAGAGCGACUUCCUUUUGAAAAAAUUUAGAUUACUUAAAGAUCAAUGGCUAAAAGAAAAAGAGAGCAGGAAGAAACUGAAAAAAGCUCAUCCUGUCAGAUACGAUGUUUAUUUGUCAUAUUGCCCAAGUGAUCAACAACUAGCUGCAGGUAUAAUUGGAAAACUAGAAUCUUUAUAUGAAGAUAUAUCAAUUUAUGCAGAAAGGCAGGAAAUUAACCAAGACAAAACUUGGCAGGAUCACAUUUAUGAGGUCAUGGUUUCGUGUGCCCGAAUAAUCACAGUCUUGAAUCCAAAUUUUCUGACAGACGAAGCAUGUUUGGAGCAAUACAACAUUGCACUUUGCUGCUCGAGGAACAUGAAAAGAGACUAUCUUGCUCCUUUAUAUGUUGAAACGGUCGACAAAAUGCCAACUUACAUGUCACUUAUUCAGUAUAUAGAUUGCAGGCCUUUCUCAGAUGACCUUUUGCGUAAUGCCUGCUCGGUUGUCACUGAUUGGUUGAAGCUGAAUAUCACAGCGCUGAGGCAUUCGCACCCAGACAACAGUUACCAAAAGCCACAGCCCGUUUCACUAACCGGUGAUCGUUAUGACGUGUUUAUUUCGUAUUCGCACAAAAACAGCGAGGCUGCUGCUCAGAUUAAAAAGCACUUGUCUGUCCUGUAUCCUGAUUGGAAAAUAUUCAUUGAUGUAUCUGAUCUCAAGACGGGGGUAGUUUGGCAAACUAAGCUAUACAACAGUAUUGAGCGCUCAAAAGUCGUCGUCUGCUUGAUCUCACCUUCAUAUGUUACAUCGAAAGUGUGCCAAGAAGAGUACAACCUGGCAAUGGCAUUACACUGUGACCCUGCAUAUUCAACAACGCUCUUCCCUAUCCUUGUCGAGCCUGUUCCAACUCUCCCAAGCUGGUGCUCUGAUUAUUCACCUCUAGACUUGACUCGAGACGACAUAUCAGAGUUCUUAGGUCGGGUCCAGCUGCUAAAAAAACUGGACGGCCUAAGGAAGCCCAAUCCUUUGCUUCUCUCCAAAUUAACUGAAGACUGGAGGACUAAAUUUGUUUUAAACGGAUAUCCCUACCUACCUAAAUUGGCCAGCGGAGCAAAGAACGAAAUUUGUCUGUCACCAGAUCACGACAACACUACACCCUAUAUUGUUCUGUGCCAUCAUCAUUCGGAUAAAUCAGCAGCAGAUUUUCUAGCAAAAAGGCUGACAGUUUACCUCAAGAAACCAAUUAUCCAGAGACCUAAACAGUCAGAAGCAUGCAAUGCGCUCAUUGACAAAGCUGAUCUUGUUAUUGUGAUGUUAUCAGCUGCUUUUGUCAGCAACCCAAAGCUGAUUGAAGAGGCAAACAUUGCUCUUUGCAGACAGCGUUGGUCUGACAGGCUUAUUUUAUUGCCAGUUCUGUUGGAACCUCUACCAGACUUUCCUGCUUAUUCUAAAUUGUUUCUUUGCUUUUUUUCUUUAACGGAUUACAUAUGGCAAAACAAUAAACUUUCCCUUAAAGAUCGCUUGUCCUGGAUGUGUACGCUAAAUUCAGCGAAGGCAGUUUUUCUUGACAAGGUCGCUUUCUUUGCCAGUUCAAUUGCAUCAAAUCAUUCUGUAGCUGAAGGUCAAUUUAAGACAUUAAUCAGUGUCCAAGAGCUUGGAAAGUCAAUCAAACAAAUGUCAGAAAGCAGUUCUUGUGAUGAGUGGUCGUGUAACCCUUUGGUCUUUCAAGAUGCCCAGUUACCGUCUACAACGGCGCAUUCUGCGGAGAAGUUACCGACGGCAUCGCAUUCCUCUUGAAGGGUUCCAGAUAUUGGCAUGAAGAGGCGACCAACUGAAAGCAACACGUUACUCAAGCAGUAGUUAUACCCUUCCUUGUUUACAAAUUCGGUGUGAACGGUUUAUCGCAAAUGUAAAGUCUUUUAUCUUAUUUAUACUCGUUGCUGGGAUUCUACGAAUUAAGCCCUGUUUACACUACAACUUUUAAUCUGGGUUAACGCUAACCUGGGUCGAAGCCAGGUUGAACCCACUUUCGUUUACACUACAUUUACAACAAAGUAUAGUGUAAACGCAAAGUUGGGUUGAACACAGGUUAGAUUCGCCACGCAUGCGCUUCGUUGUGAAGGAAGCUUUCUGGUACAUUAAUUUAGCUGUCGCUGGAUGGCUUCGUCCGCCCAUAUUUCGAUUCACGACAUGACUUCAUCGUCGCCCCAUAGUUUACCCCAUUCAGCCCUUGUUUCAUUCAUUUUCAAGAUAUGCUGCUUUAAAUUGAAGGACCUUUUUGCACGAGCGUUCCAAGGCGAAUUUUGUUUUGACUUUGUCUUUGGCGCCUUUCAUGGCUCAAAAGGCGCAUGCGCUAAUUAGAUCGUUAACCUGGGUUCAACCCAGGUUUGCGUUUACACUGCAUUUUGAAGUUCUUAACCUGGGGUUAACCUAGGCUCAACCCACCUCCAGAGUAGAGUUGGCUUAACCCAGGUUCAACCCAGGUUAGCUGCGUUUACACUACAAAAUUUCUAACCCAGAUUAACGUUAACCCAGGUUCAACCCAGGUUAAAAGUUGUAGUGUAAACAGGGCUUUACUGAAAGGUUUGCUGUUCCAAAUGAAGGACCGCAGCUUGAAUAUAUUCGCAAUCCUAAAGUGAAUGGAUUGGAAGCGAUUCGAGGAGCAGAAAUUUACUUGAGGCUUUAGGCUAAUGGACAUCCUUGUCGUUACAUAACGGAUCGAUUACGCACAGUAUAGUGACGUAUUUGCAGGAGGUUUCGUGUUCACUUGAUACCAGGGUCCUGACCCCUUGUUCUAACACAUAAACGUAUUGGGUCAGUCUCCUUCGCCGUGAAAAUAUCAACAGUGCAGACUAGGACCUUCUCUGCGUAUUUUCAGAAGCUAGUAAUUUUACUUACCAAUUUUUUAAUCAUGAUUCUCGUGCCUUACCAUUCUUCGCGUAUCUAUUUUCAAUUUCAUACACUAUAACUUCAUCAUGCAGAUAUGCAACGAUUCAUACUAAAAUCUAAAUGAUCUUAAUAUUGAUAUUUGAUAUCACGUGCAUUUUAUUAUGCUAUUUUACUAUUAUGCUGUAAUAUACUAGAAAAUCAAUUCCCAUUUUAUCUUUUUAAGCUAUGUUGAAUCUAAGCUAUAUUUUGUCUUUUAAGUUUUUAUAGAUAUGAUAGAAAUGAUCUUAGAAAUUCGAUAUAGAAAUGAUUUUUCAAUUAGAUCUUCUGUAAUUUGAAAUUGGGUUUUAUAUUACCUAAAAUUUGAAAUUGGGUACUAAGUCAGUAACUUACCUCAAUGGUUUGAUUUUAGCUAAAUUUAAUUAAAUACUUGACUACUGUAACGUUAUAUAUAUUUAUAUAUGGAUCUGUUAUUCUAAAAUGGAUCAAUUCACUAUUCUUUUUUACUGAUCUAUCCAUGCUGUUUCUUUUACAAUUCACAGCUUUUAUGGAAUACUAACCUUAAGAUUUUGUAUUUGUAUUUGCUUCUACUUAGCAUCCUAAGGUUCUUUCUAGGACAAUGAGAAGCUUAUGCUUAUCGAGCAGUGCCCUGGUCCUUCCUCUUGAUGUUACCACAUCUCGUGAUUCCUUUGCCUGGAAUUACAGAGAGCUGGCGACUCUCCUCACUCUGGGUGAAAGUUUGAUUAUGCCAGGGACUCGAACCACGGAUCCUUGGGAUCGUAGUCAGCGCCUCUAGUAACUGAGCCAUCCUCACACCUUAAGAUUCAACCAUUAGUCGGCAACAGUCAAAGAAUGUACUCAAAACAGUGUUUUAAACGACACUAGAAAUUAAGAAGAUGCUUUGUUGGCUCAAAAGAACGCAAAUUUUGCUUUUUAAUUAGAUAAUGUAUUUGAGAAAUAUGGCAAAAUAUCAACAGUCUCAGAUAAUGUACCUGAUUAAAUGGAAUUUAUGCCUGCUGAAUGAACAAAUAAAAACAGCAUUUGCAAAGGUCAACACGAAUUGUUUUUGUAGUUACAGGUUUACUUUCUUGUGAUUUUUAUUUGACUGAAUUUGUAGAGAGAGAAAGCAUAAUUUGUAACUAGAAUAACGACUCUUAGCAUGUUAUCAACAUCUUGGAAUGAAUCAGUGCAUUUGAGGUUGGUGGCUGAAACUUAGAGAAUAGUAGUGAAUAGUGCGGCCUGUUGAUACGAAUGGAACAAUUGUGUAUAUAAUGAGUGGUUGAUAUAUUCUGCCAUCAGCAACCAAGUGCAAAAGUACCUGAUAAUACGGCCACAUGUUAUAAACAUGAAAUAACAUCGUAAACAUCAGAAGCCCCAGUCUGCUGCCAAAUCGACGUUUGUGAUUAACAGUUAAAGAAUAUGAAAAGUUAUUUAGCAGCUGCAAAACUACUUUUGCUAGUUUUACUGAGGUAGGUGUGAAAAGCAUUCUCAGUUGUUUCAUUUAUAGCUAUAUAUUUCCAUGGCAGACGUAAUGUUGCUCUUGGCUGCAGCAAACGUUGUGUAACACUGAAACGUCAAUCGGGCCAUGCUUGAAGUGACUGUGGUAUUUAUGGCUAGAUUGAAUUACUCUUUCAGUUACAUCCUUUCUUUGAGAAAAAAAACGAUAUUUGUAGCUGUUAGCGUUCACAAUUUUGUGAGAAAAGAGCUACUGUUGACAAUUCAUUCAACAAUAACCCAAGGUUUACUUUUACGGUUAAGCUAAACGCCUACUGUCUUUCGUCGUAGAUUCAUUGAUCAGUCUGAUCAAACAAGGUGCAAAAACACAUUUGAUAAACGCGAAAAAAAAGAUUUCUUGAGAUUACAGGCUUAUCAAAUUAAAGAAAGAAUGCAGUUUGCAAAAUACGAAUAACAAUCAUUAACAUCAAUCGUUAGCAAAUGCAGAUGUUUGAAUGUGAACAAAUGGAAUUAAAGUGAUGUAGAGAUGAAAACUGAUGAAAUAUGUAAUUUUAAGUUGCUUCUUGUUUUCUGUCGUUUAUCGUUAGGGAAAAUAUAUCUUUCUAGAAACGACGGAGAAUGUGCUUUGAACUCUACUCAAAUGAAGAACAUCUUGGAUAUCUACGAUACAAAGAAAGGAGAUUUGAUACCACGGUCGACAAAUGGAACCUUCACCACCAGACUUGGAUUUGAAAUAUUGAAUAUGGUGCCUCUG